CCACCCGCCCCCCCCGCCCGCGUCCCCCGCUCGCCCUGGCCGCUCGCGCAGCUGCUCGGCUCUCGCUAUAUAAAGGGGCGAAGCGGGCAGAGCGGGCGGCUGGCGGCGGCGGCUGCAGCCCCAGGGCCGGCGAGAGAGGCCGGGCCAGGCCGCGGGGCUGCCCGUGAGCCGGGGCGGGACGCGCGGGCUCUGGGGGAACGCAGCCGGGCAGGUUUAUUGUUUUAGGGGCGACUCCCCCCCCCUGCGGUUGGGGGCGUCCCGGGGGGCUCGGGACAUGGCGAGCUCGACUAACACAAACCCCGUGCCUAAGUUGUACAGGUCUGUAAUUGAAGAUGUCAUCAAUGAUGUCAGAGAAGUUUUUCUGGAUGAAGGAGUGGAUGAACAAGUUCUUGUGGAACUCAAAACACUGUGGGAGAACAAGCUGAUGCAGUCCAAGGCUGUAGAUGGCUUCCAUUCAGAAGAGCAGCAGCUUUUGUUGCAGGUGCAACAGCAACAGCAGCAGCAACAACAACAGCAGCAUCAUCACCACCACCAUCACACACAACCUCAGCCACAGCAGACUGUGCAGCAGCAGUCUCAGCCACAACAGGUCCUUAUUCCAGCAUCUCAGCAAGCACCUCAGCCGCAGGUUAUUGUGCCAGAUUCCAAGCUGAUACCACACAUGAAUGCAUCAGGCAUGAGUGCUGCAGCCACAGCAGCUACGUUGGCACUCCCUGCUGGUGUUACGCCUGUUCAGCAGAUACUUACAAAUUCAGGCCAGAUCCUCCAAGUAGUUAGAACUGCAAAUGGAGCACAGUAUAUCAUUCAACCACAGCAGCCAGUUGUUCUACAACAGCAGGUCAUACCACAAAUGCAGCCUGGUGGAGUACAAGCACCUGUUAUACAGCAGGUUUUGGCACCUAUCCCGGCAGGGAUUUCCCAGCAGACAGGAGUGAUUAUUCAGCCUCAGCAAAUCCUGUUUACAGGAAAUAAAACACAAGUCAUACCUACAACAGUGGCUGCCCCUACACCAGCUCAAGCACAGAUUCCUGCGGCUGGUCAGCAGCAACCACAACAACAACAGGCACAACCACAAGCACCGCUUGUUCUUCAAGUUGAUGGAGCAGGGGACACAUCAUCUGAAGAAGAAGAAGAUGAGGAAGAAGACUAUGAUGAUGAUGAGGAGGAAGACAAAGAAAAAGAUGGGGGUGAAGAUGGCCAAGUGGAAGAGGAGCCUCUUAACAGUGAAGAUGAUGUGAGUGAUGAGGAAGGACAAGAACUGUUUGACACAGAAAAUGUUGUUGUGUGCCAGUAUGAUAAGAUUCAUAGAAGUAAAAACAAAUGGAAAUUUCAUCUCAAAGAUGGCAUCAUGAAUCUUAAUGGAAGAGAUUAUGUAUUUUCCAAAGCCAUUGGGGAUGCAGAAUGGUGAAGUUUUAAAAGACAAAAAACUCCCUGUAAAAGGAAAAAAAUCAAAAGCAGGAAAGGUUGAGACUUGGACAUAUACUCCAAUCAAAAUGUGUAUCUGCACACCAGACAUAAUAACAAAAGUAUUGGAACAAAGGUAAAGUGUGGCAACAAAGACACUACUUGAGAUGAGCAAGCCAUGGACUGUAGCAGCUAUAGCAUUGUCUAGGAGCUGGUUUUGUGUGUUAGGAAUACCUUAAUUAUCAAUUCUACAUACAGGUACCUACAGCUGGUAUUUAGCAUGUAAGGCUUUGUUCCCCUCCCGCCCGCCCCUUCUUCCCUUGAUUUAAGAUUUUAAAAUACUUCUUCCACUGAUUGAAGGAACUCUUCCCUUUGAUAGAUUAUUAAUCUGAAAAUGCUUAUUGUGUGUACAAAUCUUUGCUUUGAACACUUCCUUUUGGUAGUGAGGAUGGUCAGAAUGUUACUUAAACUGCGUGCAAGCUUUGUACAGAAGGGUAAGAAUUUAAGGUGUUAAAUUUUAAAUAACUUGUAUAAGGAAAAUAUUUUUAAUUCUGAUAUGCUCAUUAAUUAUUAUAAUAUCUAUUUGUUGUUUUCAAUUCAGUUCCUCAUAAACAAAUGGUUGUUCCUAGCAGUUACAAAAUGGUAAAAUGAUCAUUUAUAUUUCAAAAUUAUUUUACUUUCAUGUAAGUGAUACUCUUUAUUUAGGGGUGUAUUUUUAAAUACUAAGCACCUGUAGCUCCCCCCCCCCCCCCCCCGAUGAAAGUCAGAUUGCUUAACUUGUUAAUUCUUGCUGUUUGGUGGUGAUUCGACAUCACUGAACUGAAACAAAUAAUAUAGUUUUCAUUGUUUUUUUUUUUAAUUAUUAUAAAGGCUUUGGGAUACCUUUUGGAUCAAACUUGUAGGUAAUGGCAUAAUAGAUUAAUUUCUUCACCUGCUUACUACAUAUGUGGUUCAGACAUUCGCAAAUAAUUCAACAGACCACAAGAAUGACUAAAUUUUUACUACAGAAAGUCACAUGAAAAUUCUAACAUCCUGGCUGCAACUAUUAGUCAAAGAUCUGCUUUACUAAAAAGCAUAGCUGUAAGUUACCUGCAGCAGUUAAUCUCUCUAAAGUUUCCAGGUGGCAUGUAGUUCAAUGAAGAGAGCUGCACAGCUUUGAGAACAUACGUUUUGUUAGCGUAUCUUUAGACUGUCUUGGUAAGAGAAAAUCGAGCAGUCAGAUGCACUAAACCUUGUGUAGUCACUUUUUCACUUGCCUUUUCCAGGUUUUGUGAUGAUUUUUGUUGAUUUUUUUUUUUCUGUGAAAAGCAACAAGGUUGCUCCCCCCUCCUUCCCUUCUCUCCUGAGAAGCGAACACCUUUUCUUCAUGUAUAGGUUGUUCUUGUAGACCUUGCUUUUGGAAGUGCAGUUACUUUCGAAUGAGGAGAGGGAAUGGGCAUUAUACUUCAGAACUGUUGAGGAAGUGAUGUUCACGUAGCUCACCAUUUCAAAAAAAAAAGUUUCAUUGGGUGCUUGGCAAGAUGAUAAAAAAAGGAUACAGCAAAGGAAUUUUUGUCAAAAUUGGUAAAGGAUUUUUGGAAGCAGACAUUUAAACCACGAUUUCUGAGUUUUUUGGUUUGAGCAUGAAACUUUUUAGACACUUAACAAAGUCACAAAUGUAUUUUGUCAGUAUGUAACUCUACUUUUCAUUUGCUCUGAUUUACAUGCCUCCAAGUGCAUUCAUAAUCUCAGUAAUGUGUAGAAAACUGAAAACACAUUGUUACGAAGAUUUUUUUCUUGGGUGUGAUUCUUGUACACCUGUGCUGUCAUUGAUGCAGACUAAAACUGCCUGUAGGCUGUGUCAAGAGCCAUAUGGUUGGUUGGUAGUAAUCAAUCUGCACACAUAAGCUUUAUGAAAAGUUAGCUGAUCUUUUGUAAUGGAGUCAUUUAAAGUGCAUUUUUGGCUUGGGGCUUCAAGAUAUCUCAGACUGAUUGGUGUUUGCUUUCUUCAGAACAAAGCAGAUACUUUAUUUUUAGGUUUUUUACCACUAGUAACACUUCUAUAUACAACUGCAAUGAAAUCAGCAAUGUACCAACUAAAUAUUUACCUCACCUUUUCCAUAUCUGUUACCAGUAAGUCUUAAGUCAUGGGCUUCAGGAAAAAAAAUCCAUAACCCUGCAUAACCAAAUCAAUAAAAGGAAGAAAAAUCUCUUUAGCUACAGAUUCCCAUUUAUACUACUGGAACCCAGAGUACUUUUACAACACUUUGUUUUCAUGAUUUUUCUUUUUUUUUACCCACAAACAUAUAGUAGAAGCUGCAUAGCCUUUUUAUUUAUUUUUAAGGGAUAGCAGAACUUUAAAGGUAACUUAAGCUUAGCCUGUUCUGAAGGAUGCUAGAAGCUUUCUGAACUUGCACAGUCUCUUGCAAGCUAAUUAUAUGGUAUGCUUUUCAGAUAAGUUUUGUCUUCAAAUACAGAUGUGUGUGAAGCUUUCAGAAAGCCAGUCAAACACAAACAUACCAAACUGUGCUCUUAUUGCUACGUCAAGUGUUCCUUUUUUAAAUUAAAAAGCAUGUUUUAAUUUCA
Messenger RNA from Colius striatus (speckled mousebird), 3969 nucleotides. RefSeq names its product general transcription factor IIA subunit 1 (gene GTF2A1). NCBI's taxonomy places the organism in Eukaryota, Metazoa, Chordata, Aves, Coliiformes, Coliidae. Gene Ontology annotation, cellular component: transcription factor TFIIA complex. The record is from RefSeq and is a predicted model, not a curated record. The transcript is spliced from 9 exons. Bases 275 to 1408 code for a protein of 377 amino acids. Gene Ontology annotation, biological process: transcription initiation at RNA polymerase II promoter; transcription by RNA polymerase II.